Eucalyptus grandis is the source of this 1445-nucleotide messenger RNA. RefSeq names its product ESF1 homolog. The transcript has 3 exons. The record is from RefSeq and is a predicted model, not a curated record. NCBI's taxonomy places the organism in Eukaryota, Viridiplantae, Streptophyta, Magnoliopsida, Myrtales, Myrtaceae. The coding region runs from base 115 to 1224 and encodes 369 amino acids.
CUCUCUAGCUCUCUCUCUCUCUCUCUCUCUCUCUCUCUCUCUCUUAGACGCACGGAGGAGACUCGCAUUCGUUCGCAUUCGUUCUUGAUUCGAAGCUUCUUCGGCGCGACUUCAAUGGAGACCCCUUCGUCGAACAGGAGAGUCACGAGGUCUCAAACCGCCACCAGCAACGGCAAGAACCUUCCAAUGAGGAAGUUGGAAGAUUCUGAUUUGAGGCAGAGGACCAAUGAGAAGCAGCAGCAGCAAGAUCGGUCCGCGCUCAUCGACAUAACCAACGAUUCUCCCAUCGUCGGGGUCGCGGCCGGGAACAGCUUGCGGACCCCGUCCUCGUUGAUUGCGAAUAAGAGGAGCAACAGAGCCAAGAGCACCCCUGGCUCUGGGGAGGCGCUGUUGAGGGGUCAGGUCAAGAUCCUACUGCAGAAAGUAGAGGAGGAGGCCGUGCUUUCGAGGGCUUCUAUGGAAAACAGGCCAUUGGUUCGCCUUCAAGGGUUGGUUAACAACUCCCCAGUGGGGCUUCUUGCGCCAACUCCGGCGAACACGCCGCAGGUGCUGAGUCUAUCAGAUGAUGGAAGCAUGAACAGUGGCUCGGUGUCCUCAAUUGCUUUGAUCAAUGUUGAAGAGCAGCUAAUUUCUCAGCAGGUGGUAAGUGACAUCUUUGAUGGAAAGGAGCAAGAGAGUCUUGAGUCGCAAAAGAGCAUCAUAACUCGGUCUCUGCUGUCGGAUUUCUAUGAGAAAUCCGAACUUUCUGACUCGUCUGAAUGCACGUCUGUGCUCACCUGCCUAGGAGGACCAGAAGGAGAGAGUGGAUCCAAAGAGAAGUCAUCGACCGCAACAGACGAUGACAGUGCCUCUGUUUGGUCCAUUCAGGUCAAUGCAAGCGCCCAUGGCGAAGAUGAAGAUGAUGAGGAUGCACUCAUCGAAGAAGAAGGAGGCGAGGAGGAGGAGGAGGAGGCGGAGGAAGACGAAUACGAAGAAGAGGAUGGAUCUCUCGUGGAUGAACUGUGUCAAGGAAUGAGCAAAAUGUGGGUGAACGGCGAGAAGAUGCCGGAAUUCGCAGGAAGCCACACCAGGUUUGUCUACAACAGCGAUGAUGAAAUUGUCGGAGAAGAAGAGGAGGGAAGCGGCUGCAAGGGCGAUGUCUCGCCGGGCAUCGUGCGGUUGAAGGGACUGCCGACACCAAGAGGAAAGCACAUGCGUUUUGCCGAGGAAGAAAAUGCAGAUUGAUAGAGUGGUGAUUUGAUGACACACAGACAGACACACACCCUUUUGCCGUUUUUACUGGUUUUUCUUUUUUUCUCUUGGGAAGAAUUGGUUGGAUGAUGAUGUUUACUGGUUAUUUCAUCAAGUAGAUGAAAAGUGUGAGGAAAUAUGUGGUGGUGGUGAUGUCCAGAAACUAUUGUUUCUUCGAAUAAAUCAAUCGAAAUUUUGUUAUAUUUCCUUUCGAA